UCGAUGUUAAGUCCCUCUCGGCGGCCCCUAUUUAACUAAAAUCACACCAAUGAUGUUAAGUCCCUCUCGAAAAUUAAAUUAAAUAUAUGAAAGUGAGGAUGUCAUGAUCGUAUUCAAAACAUCUAAUAAAUCUUUCGACAUUAUCCGUCAGUCAACGCCUCUCUUUAUUGAAGUAAACCUUGUAUACAUCCAUUAGCAGGUUUGUUAAAUAUAUCAAUUGGAGGAACGGAAGCAACUUUCACGUGCAGGUUUAUUAAAUAUAUCAAUUCGGUGAACCAAAGCAACUUCCACGACCUUUCUAAUUUAUUGUGACUAUUUUGACCCACAUCUCUAUAUAUUACCUAUAUCUCUUAAGCUUCUAAGAUAUACCAAGAACCUCAUUAGCCUUCCUUCAAUCCGCUGAAACAAAUCUUUCAAUAGUCUGCAGAAAAACUAGCUUAUCCACGCACAGCAAAGCAAAAGGCAUGGAAGGCACACUUCGUUGCUCCGCAAACUAUGUCCCUCUCUCUCCACUGAGCUUCAUCGAGCGGUCUGCGGAGGUUUACUCUGAUCGGACCUCUGUUGUUUAUGAAUCCAUCGAGUUUACUUGGAGACAGACCCGAGACCGCUGCCUCAGGCUCGCUUCCGCUCUCUCACACCUUGGCGUUUCCCGCGGCGACGUGGUUGCCGUCCUCGCUCCAAACGUCCCAGCCAUGUACGAGCUCAACUUCGGCGUCCCAAUGGCCGGGGCAGUCAUCUGCACCCUCAACGCUCACCACGACGCAGCCAUGGUCUCCGUCCUCCUCAAACAUUCCGAAGCCAAGCUCAUUUUCGUCGACCACCAGUUCCUCACAAUCGCUGAAGACGCCAUCAACCUCCUUUCACAAUCCAACUCCAAAUCCCCUCUCCUCAUCCCAAUCCCGGAACCCUCUGAAGACUCCUCUCAUUCACCUGGUUUAAACUACGAAAGCCUCAUCAAAACCGGAGACCCCUGCUUCGACAUCAAGUGGCCGAUCGACGAGUGCGAUCCUAUCGCCCUAAACUACACAUCCGGCACCACAUCCAGGCCGAAAGGCGUGGUCUACACACACCGCGGCGCCUACCUCAACUGCAUCAGUUCCAUUCUCUUUAGUGAAAUAAGGACUUUGCCGGUCUACUUAUGGACGGUGCCCAUUUUCCAUAGCAAUGGUUGGUGCCUGACCUGGGGCAUAGCGGCACAGGGCGGGCUCAACGUCUGCCUCCGCGAUUUCACCGCAAAGACCAUCUUCGAGAAAAUCACCAGGUACGGAGUUACGCACAUGACCGGUGCCCCUACCGUCCUCAACAUGAUGGCAAACUGUCCGCUUGCUGACAAGGUUUGCGUCAUGACGGGCGGGGCUACCCCGCAACCACCAGUCUUGGAGAAGAUGGAGGAGAUGGGAUUUAAAGUCGUCCAUGUGUACGGACUCACGGAGACCUACGGGCCCGCGACAGUGUGCGAGUGGAAGCCCGAGUGGGACGAGCUGUCGGUGGAUCAGCAGGCAAAGAUGAUGGGGAGGCAGGGAAUUCGACAUAUCGGAACGGAGGCGGUCGACGUCAAAGAUCCGGAGACAAUGAAAAGCGUCCAGGCCGAUGGCAAAACAAUGGGGGAGGUUAUGUUUCGAGGCAACACGGUGAUGAACGGAUACUUCAAGGACUUAAAAGCCACAGAGGAGGUUUUUGCAGGGGGAUGGAUGAGGACAGGGGAUCUCGGGGUGAGGCAUGCUGAUGGGUAUAUUCAGGUGAAGGAUAGGCUGAAGGACAUCAUAAUCUCCGGCCUGGAGAAUAUAAGCACGAUCGAGGUCGAGUCGGUAGUUUAUCGUCACCCGGCGGUGCUUGAAGCUGCGGUGGUUGGACGACCGGAUGAGUACUGGGGGGAGACGCCGUGUGCGUUUGUGAAGCUCAAGGAUGGAGCUUCUGCUGAUGCUGAGGAGAUUAUAGGGUUCUGUCGGGCUCGGCUGCCGGAUUUUAUGGUGCCCAAGAGCGUGGUUUUCGGGGAGCUGCCGAAGACUUCGACGGGGAAGAUGCAGAAGUUUGUUCUCAGGGAGAGGGCCAAGGCUAUGGGAAGCCUAUUCAUGAAUGGCGGCGGGAAAAUGCUUGAAAUAUAGUAUUCUAAAAGUAAUUGUGGAUACUGUACAAAUGAAGAAUUUCAUUUGUAAUUUGAUUUGUUGAACCAAAAAAUAAAUGGAAGUCUCAGCAAUGAUAUGGGGUUGAGAUCUGAUCAAUGUAUUAUGUUUGUUACAUAUGAACUUAUAUCUAUUCAUUUUAAACGUGUUCCUAAUUAAUUCUUCUCAAUCUUCUAAGAAUAUUACUAAUCAUUUCUUUUUGAAAAAUCUUGUAAAAUUCAUAUUCUGUGGUUAUUUCAAACUUAUGAACUCACAUUUUAAUUGGAAGUUUUAUAUUGCCGGGUACUAGUGAUCUCCUUUUCCGGAUUCACAAGAAUAUGUUGAAGUUGGAAGGCCUCCAAUCACUUUCAAAGGUCAUGGCUAAUCUCUCCUUUAUAUAGAAAGAGAAAAAGAUGGUUUGCGAUUAAAGCCUCCCCUUUUAAAACGUUGUUCACAUGUUUAUUUAUCUCAUCUAAGAAAAUGAUGUGCGAACGAAUAACUAAUUUUAUCCAAAAUUGUGUUAGUUUAAAAAUAAAAAAUAGUGUAAAACGUCUAGUUUAUAAGCAAAAAACUCACUAUCAUUUGCGUA
Molecule: messenger RNA, 2691 nt
Organism: Asparagus officinalis (garden asparagus)
Lineage: Eukaryota; Viridiplantae; Streptophyta; Magnoliopsida; Asparagales; Asparagaceae
Product: probable acyl-activating enzyme 1, peroxisomal
Source: RefSeq, a predicted model, not a curated record